Gavialis gangeticus (Gharial) is the source of this 1750-nucleotide messenger RNA. RefSeq names its product capping actin protein of muscle Z-line alpha subunit 2 (gene CAPZA2). The annotation marks the transcript as partial. The record is from RefSeq and is a predicted model, not a curated record. The transcript is spliced from 9 exons. Gene Ontology annotation, biological process: barbed-end actin filament capping; actin cytoskeleton organization. Lineage: Eukaryota; Metazoa; Chordata; Crocodylia; Gavialidae. Gene Ontology annotation, molecular function: actin filament binding. Gene Ontology annotation, cellular component: F-actin capping protein complex; actin cortical patch.
UUUAAGGUACGCAUAGCGGCAAAGUUCAUCAUUCAUGCUCCUCCUGGGGAAUUUAAUGAGGUGUUCAAUGAUGUUCGAUUACUGCUUAACAAUGAUAAUCUUCUCAGGGAAGGAGCAGCCCAUGCAUUUGCACAAUACAACCUGGACCAGUUUACUCCAGUAAAAAUUGAUGGUUACGAUGAGCAGGUCUUGAUAACAGAACAUGGCGACUUGGGUAAUGGAAAAUUUUUGGAUCCAAAAAACAAGGUCUCCUUUAAAUUUGAUCACUUAAGAAAAGAGGCUACUGAUCCUAGGCCCCAUGAAGCUGAAAAUGCAUUAGAAUCCUGGAGAAAUUCAAUUGAGACUGCAGUGAGAGCUUAUGUGAAAGAACACUACCCAAGUGGUGUCUGCACAGUGUACGGUAAAACAAUUGAUGGACAGCAAACCAUUAUUGCAUGUAUAGAGAGCCAUCAGUUUCAAGCAAAAAACUUUUGGAAUGGUCGUUGGAGGUCAGAAUGGAAGUUUACAAUCACCCCUUCAACCACUCAGGUGGCUGGCAUCUUGAAAAUUCAGGUUCAUUAUUAUGAAGAUGGUAACGUCCAGUUAGUGAGCCAUAAAGAUGUACAGGAUUCUCUAACAGUUUCUAAUGAAACCCAAACAGCAAAGGAAUUCAUAAAAAUUGUAGAGGCUGCAGAAAAUGAGUAUCAGACUGCCAUCAGUGAGAAUUAUCAGACAAUGUCGGACACUACCUUCAAAGCCUUACGUCGACAGUUGCCAGUUACCCGCACUAAGAUUGACUGGAACAAGAUCCUUAGCUACAAGAUCGGAAAAGAGAUGCAGAAUGCUUAAGACGAACAUUGCAUGACUGGAUCGUUUUAGUGUCCUUGUAUACAAAUAAAACUUAUUACAAAAAGUAUUUGGAACGGUCAAGUCACCCAGUCAGCAUGGGCUUUUGCCAUUGAAAAAUCACUGUAAGUAGUUUGGUUAGAGCACAAAGCUUAGCUAAUUGACCAUUUUUCUUUCUGUUUUUUCCUUUUCUCAGAGCAUUGCAAAAUCAGUGUAGCUCAAAUUCUUUUCAAGUUUCUGUUGUACCUUGACUUUUUUUAUAAUGAAAACCAUGCCUUUAGUUUUUAAUUGAAAAUUAAGAACAGUUCAAAAAACUAUUUUUGCAUACAAUAACCCUGUAUCUCUUGCUUUCAUAAGAAGUGGGCGACUUUUGAAAUUUGCUGGAUUCCUCAAAGAAAUUGUUAAUGUACAUUUCUAGUUCAAGGCUCAUCAUGAAUUUUGCCAUAGGUGCUGCUGUAGAAACCAUCUUAUCCCUUCAUUGUACGUAAGAUUGGGAAAGCAUUUUUCUAUAUUAUGUUUAAAUCUUCCAAAAUACUUACUUAGCUAGCUCAGUGUUAACUAAACUUUUUUUAAAUAAGGCCAAGGUCUAAUGCUGUUUUAAGAUUAUGAAAUUAAAUAAAAGUACUUAUUUCAGAAAUGCAUUUAAUGCUUUGUUCCUGACAGUUACUUAAAUGAACUCAAAUUCCAUCUGCCCUUGAGUUAUUUUUUAUCAUACAGCCACAAAUGUAUUAUAACAAGGCAUACUGUAAUAUAUAUAAUCCUGUACUCAUUACCAUGUCUGUUGGUUUAUUUUUCUUGGAUUGAAAUGUACUAAAAUUCAAUGUGACAUUAAAAUGCAAAUUUUCUAUUUAUUUGAGCAGCAAAUUGCUUAAUGAUAUAUCAUAUUAUGUGGUAUUUAUAAAAGAUGAAACCUGCUUGAAGCAGA